CAACAACUACGGUGUCUAGAUUUUCAAUCAAGAAAAAAAAAUAUAAUUUAUACUUUUACCCACAAAUGUUCACGUGUUUUUUAUGAAUUUAUCACUUAUUGUGACACGUAAGAUGAUGACAUAGAUUAUUAAAAUUAAGAACUGAUAAUAAUUUAGAAUUUACGAUAAAAUUAUUUUUAUCUAAUCUUAAUUCUUUUAAAAUGAAAGCUGCUAUGACGAUUUUUGUCACCGUUGGAACUACAAAAUUUGAUAAAUUAAUAGAAACUGUUAUGAAAGAUGAUAUUUUAAUGGAACUAAAUAAAAGAGGAUAUAGCUAUUUAAUUUUACAAAUUGGUAAUACGAAUUUAAUGCCAGAUUGUACUCCAAGAUGUGGUUUUAAUAAUAUUGAAAUGUUUAAUUUGAAACCGUCAAUCAACGAAUACAUGAAAUCCGCAGAUUUAAUAAUUAGUCAUGCUGGUGCUGGCAGCUGUUUAGAAGCUUUAGAGGCAAAUAAACCACUUAUUGUUGUGACAAAUGAUUUAUUAAUGGAUAAUCAUCAAUCAGAACUUGCUGAACAAUUACACAAAGACAAACAUUUGUUCCAAUGCACAUGUGAUACACUUUUACAAGUCUGUAAAACAAUGCAUUUAUCACAAUUGGAAAAAUUUGUAGAUGAUAAAAGCCCAAAGAUUGCCAAGAUAAUUGACGACAUAAUGGGUUUCUCAUAACAUUC
Messenger RNA from Microplitis demolitor, 712 nucleotides. RefSeq names its product UDP-N-acetylglucosamine transferase subunit ALG13 homolog (gene Alg13). The transcript has 2 exons. Gene Ontology annotation, molecular function: hexosyltransferase activity. The record is from RefSeq and is a predicted model, not a curated record. Gene Ontology annotation, biological process: dolichol-linked oligosaccharide biosynthetic process. Lineage: Eukaryota; Metazoa; Arthropoda; Insecta; Hymenoptera; Braconidae. The coding region runs from base 201 to 707 and encodes 168 amino acids.